This is a messenger RNA of Quercus robur (English oak), 393 nucleotides long. RefSeq lists its product as uncharacterized. The transcript has a single exon. The coding region runs from base 32 to 289 and encodes 85 amino acids. The record is from RefSeq and is a predicted model, not a curated record. Lineage: Eukaryota; Viridiplantae; Streptophyta; Magnoliopsida; Fagales; Fagaceae.
UAUACAUACUAAGCAGCUACACAUAUUCAAAAUGGACGGCAAAGGUGUUGGUGGUGGUGGAGGAGGUGCCAAAGGAGGAGGAAGUGAUGGGGGAAAAGUUGGUGGCGUUGGUGUCCCAAGUGGUGGUGAUAACUCUUCGAAGGGCAGUGGCAGCGAUGCUGGAAAGAUGGUUGCUCCUGGGACUGGUGGAGCGUCACAAAUUUCAAGGGACUCCUUUGAAAGUAACCCCAAGGGAUAUUUCUCAGCCCUUCAUGCUAAUGAAAAGGCUAAUGAGAAGGGAAAUAAAUAGAUGCUACCAUUUUAUGUUUCAAUGUCUCUCAGUGUGUAUUGAAAAUGACUAGUUUUUUGCUUUAUGGGUUAUUAUGUGAUGGAAUAAAAUAAAGUAUUAAUCUA